AUGGACAGAAAUGAUGGUCGUUUAUUUGGGAAUGGAACACAACAACCUGCUCAAGAGAAGAGAAAGAGGAGUGCCUCUCCUGUACGUGUAGAAUAUGAUGAGGGUGCUAAAGCCUUAAAACCAGAAGAACCUCCAGUCUGGCCCAUUAAGGUGGAGAUUCUAGAAAGAGUGCAGCCCACUAUCGAGAACCUUGGGCAACUGAAAGAAGUUGCUACUGAAAUGGAGAUACUUACAUUCACAGAUGAAAGUUUUGCCACGCUGGAACGGGUAAUGCCUGGCAUCCAAACUGCAGAGGACCUACUUGACAGUAUAAAAUCAAUCAAGAAUCUUGAGAAAAUCAAAGGUGUUAGUGUCAAAGUCACAAGUAGAGGCUGCCUAGCAUUCUACCUGCAAUGUACAGACUUGACAGGACUAGGUGAACUCUGGUUUAUGUACAGAUCUGGGGAACUGAACAACAUGUUUUUCAGUUGUUUGUUCAGUGAGGUUGCAUUACAGCUGUCUACCAAGAGAUUCGUGGUGAAGGCAACCAUCAAUGUGGAAGACUUCAAGCAGGCCAUGGUCUACAUCCUCACUACACUUUCUGCUAGAGGUCUAGACCAUGCGACUUCUGUGGACAACAUCAACACCCUGCCAUCCCCUACAAGGCACGCGGGCCAUUCCAGUCUGAGGGGCCUGGACCUAGCAAUGUUCAGCAGGGAAGAUCACACCCAUAAAGGUGCAAUAGAUAGUGCAGGUACAUGCCCAUUGACGUUUACAGACCAACAAGUACAGACAGCCCUACGACAGGUGAAGAAAAAAUUAGAACAACAGGCGAGUCGGCUCAAAGUACAAACAGCCAAAGAGGGUUCAGAAGCUUUGAUCCUCAGUCUGAGCAAGCAGGUAACAAUGCAAAAAGAUGAGCUAGAGAAAGCACAGAAAGUCCUUUUGGAACACAAGAUGACGAUCCAAAUGUUAGAGGACACAAAGAAGAUUACAGAAACCAGAAAUGAAGAACUGACAGCAGAGAAUGCCAAACUGUCUAAUCGGCUGAAACUCACUCAUGACGAACUUCAAGAGGAUAAAGAGAAAGCUCAGAAAGUCCUUUUGGAACACAAGGAGACAAUCCAAGUGUUAGAGGACACAAAGAAGACCAAAGAAAAAAGAAAUGUAGAACUGACAGCAGAGAACACCAAACUGUCUAAUCGGCUAAGGGAUAGUGACAAACUUCAAGAUGAAGUAAGAACACUGAGAGAGAAAAACGAGGCAUUGCAAAAGCUUCUCUUGGAGAAGACUCAAGAAAUCCAACAGUCAAAGGAGACAAGACAGGGCACAGGAGCUAGACCAAAAUCUUUUGGCCAGCAGAGGGACCGGCUAAAGCAGACAACGGAGCAUCAAAAUCAGGGGGAUGACUUAACAAGGAAGCAGAGACAGCCUGUGCCCAAGGACUCGACUGGCCAAGCAAGAAAUGAAGAACAAACAGUGACCAGACUGAGUGCAGUUCCUUCUCACUGGGAUCCUCAGCCGACAGACCCAAAGUCCAAGAAACCCAAGUUGUGCCACCUUGUGAAGUUAGAGUCAUCCUCUGCUGAGUACAAGACUGUCAGCAGCAAGUCUGGACUGGGAAACAUUGUGAGCAUUGAGAGGGUGCAGAACCCAACACUGUGGAGGCAGUACUGUGCACAGAAGGACAGAAUCAGCCUGAAGAGACCUGGACAAAAUAUAGAGCAGGAGCUGUGGCAUGGGGCUUCAGCUGAUUCCUGUGUCAAGAUUUACCACAAUGGUUUCAACAGGAGCUACAUGUUGUAUGCAGGUGUCUAUGGAGCGGCUAUUGGCAAAGGGGUCUACUUUGCUGUGAACGCGUCCUACUCAGAUGCCAGUCCUGACGCCAGCGGCCACAAGAGGCUGUUCUUGGCCAAGGUGCUGACUGGACUGUCCACACCUGGAAAACCCAACUUGAUCGUCCCCCCACCCAUACCAGGGGGAGGUCUAUUGGACACCUAUGACUCCACCAGUGGUAGUGGCAUGUUCUGUGUGUUUCAUGAUGCACAGGCAUAUCCAGAGUACCUAAUCACGUUCAUGAUCACUUGAGUAAGGGUGUACAUGUAUAUUAUGUAAUAUAAUUUGCAAUAAACCUAAUCACGUUCAUGAUCACUUGAGUAAGGGUGUACAUAU
Molecule: messenger RNA, 2151 nt
Organism: Branchiostoma belcheri (Belcher's lancelet)
Lineage: Eukaryota; Metazoa; Chordata; Leptocardii; Amphioxiformes; Branchiostomatidae
Product: poly [ADP-ribose] polymerase 14-like
Exons: 7
Coding region: 1-2067 (688 amino acids)
Biological process (GO): negative regulation of gene expression
Cellular component (GO): cytoplasm; nucleus
Molecular function (GO): NAD+ poly-ADP-ribosyltransferase activity; transcription corepressor activity
Source: RefSeq, a predicted model, not a curated record